Pipistrellus kuhlii (Kuhl's pipistrelle) is the source of this 5356-nucleotide messenger RNA. It is a transcript of the gene TMTC3, whose product is annotated as transmembrane O-mannosyltransferase targeting cadherins 3. The transcript has 15 exons. Gene Ontology annotation, cellular component: endoplasmic reticulum. NCBI's taxonomy places the organism in Eukaryota, Metazoa, Chordata, Mammalia, Chiroptera, Vespertilionidae. The record is from RefSeq and is a predicted model, not a curated record. Gene Ontology annotation, biological process: protein O-linked glycosylation via mannose. Bases 324 to 3062 code for a protein of 912 amino acids. Gene Ontology annotation, molecular function: mannosyltransferase activity; protein binding.
GUCUGCGCUACUGACCUGGACGAGGUAGACCAUGCCCGUCCCUCUGGCGGCGUUGCUCGCAGGCCCGCUUGUCCCGAGGUUUCCCUGAGCCGUUCCCUCUCAGGCUUUUGUAUAUCAUCAAUGGAAGAAAUAUCCAAACCUGUAGAGAAUUUUUAUGAGUUUAUUUGAGCCACACUGAUGACAUUGCUGGGAAGCAAGGUCCCAAAUACUCCAAAGGAUGUAUUUCUUUUCUAUAUUUGUAAUUAAGGAGGGAAUGUAAGGAAGAUUUACAUGAAAGUGAAAGAAAGCAAGAUUUUGUUUUGUGUACAACUGCUUUGGAAAAGAUGGCUGAUAUUAACCUCAAGGAAAUAACCUUAAUAGUAGGUGUGGUUACUGCGUGCUAUUGGAACAGUCUCUUUUGUGGUUUUGUUUUUGAUGAUGUUUCAGCAAUACUGGAUAAUAAAGACUUGCAUCCAUCUACACCUUUAAAAACUUUAUUUCAGAAUGACUUCUGGGGAACCCCUAUGUCUGAGGAGAGAAGUCACAAGUCUUACCGUCCCUUAACAGUAUUGACAUUUCGCCUAAAUUAUCUGUUUAGUGAACUGAAACCGAUGUCGUAUCAUCUCCUAAAUAUGAUUUUACAUGCUAUGGUCACUAUAAUAUUUCUUAAAGUCUGCAAACUUUUUCUGGACAGCAGAAGUAGUAUGAUUGCUGCUUUACUCUUUGCAGUACACCCAAUACACACAGAAGCAGUAACAGGUGUUGUAGGAAGAGCAGAACUUUUGUCAUCUAUCUUUUUUCUAGCUGCAUUUUUGUCAUAUACCAAAUCUAAAGGACCGAAUAAUUCCAUAGUGUGGACUCCAAUUGCAUUGACAGUGUUUUUAGUAGCUGUUGCAACAUUGUGUAAAGAACAAGGAAUAACAGUUGUGGGAAUUUGCUGUGUCUAUGAAGUAUUUAUUGCUCAGGGGUAUACUUUACCAUUAUUAUGUACUACUGCUGGACAGUUUCUCCGUGGAAAGAGUAGUAUUCCAUUUUCUAUGCUGCAGACAUUAGUAAAACUCAUUGUUUUGAUGUUCAGUACAUUAUUACUUGUUGUGAUUAGAGUCCAGAUUAUUCAGUCUCAACUUCCAGUGUUCACCAGGUUUGAUAACCCAGCUGCUGUAAGCCCGACUCCUACGAGGCAGCUAACUUUUAACUACCUCCUUCCUGUCAAUGCGUGGCUUCUAUUAAAUCCUUCAGAGCUCUGCUGUGAUUGGACCAUGGGAACAAUACCACUUAUAGAGUCAUUUCUAGAUAUUCGAAAUGUUGCCACAUUUACUUUCUUUUGUUUUUUGGGGGCUUUGGGAGUAUUCAGUCUCAGAUAUCCCAGUGAUUCCUCCAAAACUGUUUUAAUGGCACUUUGUUUAAUGGCGUUACCAUUUAUUCCUGCAUCGAACCUUUUUUUCCCAGUUGGAUUUGUUGUUGCUGAACGAGUAUUGUAUGUUCCGAGCAUGGGGUUCUGUAUUUUGGUAGCCCAUGGAUGGCACAAAAUAUCAAAAAAGAGUGUAUUUAAAAAGUUAUCCUGGGUUUGUCUAUCUUUGGUGAUAUUCACUCAUGCCUUAAAAACAAUCCACAGAAAUUGGGAUUGGGAAUCAGAAUAUACAUUGUUUAUGUCAGCCUUGAAGGUUAAUAAAAAUAAUGCCAAAUUAUGGAAUAAUGUGGGUCAUGCUCUGGAAAACGAAAAGAACUUUGAGAGAGCUUUGAAAUACUUUCUACAGGCUACCCAUGUUCAGCCAGAUGAUAUUGGUGCCCACAUGAAUGUAGGAAGAACUUACAAAAAUUUAAAUAGAACCAAAGAAGCUGAAGAAUCUUACAUGACAGCCAAGUCACUGAUGCCUCAAAUUAUUCCUGGUAAAAAAUAUGCAGCCAGAAUUGCCCCUAACCACCUCAACGUUUAUAUUAAUCUGGCCAAUCUGAUCCGAGCAGAUGAGUCUCGGCUAGAAGAAGCUGAUCAGCUGUAUCGACAAGCAAUAAGCAUGAGACCUGACUUCAAACAGGCUUACAUUAGCAGAGGAGAAUUGCUUUUAAAAAUGAAUAAACCUUUCAAAGCAAAAGAAGCAUAUCUUAAAGCACUGGAGUUGGACAGAAAUAAUGCAGAUCUUUGGUAUAACUUGGCAAUUGUUCAGAUUGAACUUAAAGAACCAAAUGAAGCUCUUAAAAACUUUAAUCGUGCUUUAGAACUAAAUCCAAAACAUAAGCUAGCAUUAUUCAAUUCUGGUAUAUUAAUGCAAGAAUCAGGUGAGGUUAAGCUCAGACCUGAAGCUAGAAAACGACUUCUGAGUUAUAUAAAUGAAGAGCCACAAGAUGCUAAUGGUUAUUUCAAUCUGGGAAUGCUUGCCAUGGACGACAAAAAGGACUCUGAAGCUGAGAUGUGGAUGAAGAAAGCCAUAAAGUUACAAGCUGACUUCAGAAGUGCUUUGUUUAAUCUGGCUCUGCUGUAUUCUCAGACUGCAAAGGAAUUACUGGCUUUGCCAGUUUUAGAAGAGUUACUCAAAUACUAUCCUGAUCAUAUUAAGGGUCUCAUUUUAAAGGGAGACAUUCUAAUGAAUCAAAAGAAAGAUAUACUUGGAGCAAAAAAAUGUUUCGAAAAGAUUUUGGAGAUGGAUCCAAGCAAUGUGCAAGGAAAGCACAAUCUUUGUGUUGUUUAUUUUGAGGAGAAAGACUUAUUAAAAGCUGAAAAAUGCCUGCUUGAAACAUUGGCAUUAGCACCACAUGAAGAAUAUAUCCAGCGCCAUUUGAAUAUAGUCAGGGAUAAAAUUUCUGCAUCUAGUUUAAUAGAACAGCCAAUAUUCCCAGUUACUAAGACUUCAGGAAACAAAAUUCCAACCGAAAAUGCAAGAGAAAUAAGAAGUGAACCCCAACUCACACAGGUAAUAAAAACAAGUGAUAAUAAAAGUUCAUCUAAAACCAACAAGCAAUUAGGAAAAGAUACAGACAGUGAGACCCCUCACAAAACAACAAAAGAAAUAAAAGAAAUUGAGAAGAAGAGAGUUGCUGCUUUAAAAAGAUUAGAAGAGAUUGAACGUAUUUUAAAUGGAGAAUAGCAUUACAUUUUAUUAUGUGACAAUGGUUUCAAAGAACUAAAGUCUAUAUCAAUUGGUUGCUUAUGGCAACUUUGAAAAAUAGAAAAGAUUCAUAACAGUCUAUCAUGAGCUGUCUAUAUGUAGGAUCAAAAUAAGAUUUUUAUUAAACACCUAACUUACAACAGGUUAUAUAUUCUAAGAUAUUACAUAGUUUUCUGAGUUUUGGUGAAUAUAGCCAAAAUAUUAAAUACAGGUGGUUAAUUUGUACCUUUUAUUAUAGAAGGAAGAUUCUUCCAGCAGAAUUUAAUUGACUACUCUCAAAAAGUCUUGAGGCCUGAAUGAUAAUCCCUUGGGGGUAAAACCAACAUUUGCUAUUUCAUUCUGUGAAUUUCUGUUUAUUACUGACUUCAUUUUUCCUUCACCUGUUGAAAUUUGGCUAUGAAUUGAAAACACUUAUUGAACACUUAUUUUUCCUAUAAUGACUUUCUGUUUAACCAAGGGACUUUGCCUAUAAAAGAAUACUGGCUUUAUGCAUAUUCUUUUAUUGAUUUUUAGAAGGAAUGCUAGAUGAAACACUUUAAAAUAAGUCAUGACAUGCGAGGUUAAGAAUGUAUUUUUAUAAUUGUGUGCUGUCCUUCACUCUAAAAUGCAAAUUUCAAUCAGGUAAAGUUUUAAAUAUAUAUGUGUACAUAUAAUACAUUUUUAAUGGUGCUCAUAUAUACUGUAUUUUUAUUUUCUUAACAUACUGAGAAUUUCACAACAUGAACCACAUAAUCAUGAUUAUCUUUGACUUAUAUUCCCCAAACUAUUCAUAUUUCUUAGGGUCAUAGUCAUAUUAAGAAGUCUCAAAAACUAUAACUUUAUUGAUUUAAAACACGGUAAGUUUCUCUUUCAUCUUAAGAUGUAUUAUCUCUGUAGUGUUAUUUGAAUUUAAAUUUUGUUUCCAAAAACAAUGUGAUGUUUAUUUUUAAACACUAAGUUCUUAAUGUCGUGUUAUGGUGUAUAUUUUUAUUAAAUAUUUAUUUUGACUACUGAGCUUUCAUAAAAUUUUAAAGCUGUUUUAAUUCUAUUAAGUAUGGAAAACAAGUUGCUAUAUUUCAUUUGCCUAUAUGUGCGUGUAUAACAGUUUAACCAAUAUUCCAUCAUUUUGGCCUGCUGUCCAUCUCUAAAAGAUAAUUAGUAAUUGAAUUAAUAAAUUGAUCAUUGGUUUUAGCAUAUUGAAUCUGAAAACUGUUAAAAGAGUAAAUACAAAUCAAAUUUAUUAAUUUAAAUAUAAUAUUUUUCUUAACUGCAUUUCAAGUGAAUUUCAUAAUACUUAAUAAAGUUGAUAUUCACUUAAAAUGUUAAAGCUAACCUCCUGGGACAGUAGCAAAUUCUCAUUAUAAAGUAAAAAGCUAUAUUUUGUUUUUGUCUUUUUUUUUUUAGUUAACUUCUAAUUGUGUAUUGUUUCAAAAAACAUAUCCCUGUAACUUUUUAAAAGAAAUGUUUCAUAAAUAGGUCACAAAAAAUAUGGUUUGCAUUAAGGACACACUUGUGCAAGGUUCCCUGAGGCUCUCUCCUGGAUUAAUUUUUAGGCAAUGUAAAGCAAACACUGACAGUAAUGGUAGUGAUUCUUGAUGCAGGAGAUUCUGUUAUUCAUUAAAUACCUAAUUUCAGUUCUUAAAUUAUGGCUUUGUGACUCCAGAUAUACAGUAUAGCGAGAAUACCUCAUAUGCUAUGACUUGAAAAAUGAAAUCUGAAAUCUGCAUUAUUAUUCUUUACACAUAUCUUGAAACAAAGCUUCUGGGUAUGAUCUCCUUAGGUAUAGUAGCAAGUGAGUAUAGUUUAGAAAAGUAGAAGGAAAUCUUUCAUGACAGCAGACUAUAAUAAAAGCUUUGAGCAAUAUUUUAUUAAAGUUAUAUAACAUUCAGAAGAUAAAAGAUAUAUUAAUAUUAUCAAAUGAUUUUUGUAGAAAAAAGAAUUUCCUCUUUACUAACUCUUAGAAGAGUGCCUACCAUGUAGGAAGUGCUCAUAUAUUUGAAUUUUAAAUAAUUUAUUUAAAUCAAAUUCAACCUGAAAUUUGUAAUUUUUACAAAUCAGUGAUUUGCAACCCUCACUUUAUAUUUCAAUAAUCUAUAGGGCUCUUAAUAUGAACCCACCCACAACAGUUAAAACUGAAUUUUUUAGGGUUGGAGCUUUUAAGUUUUUCUAAAAGUUCCCGAAGUUAUGCUAAUUUUUGGUUAGAGUUAAAGAACACGGAUCUAACUUAAUUUUUAAAAAAUCCUACUAUCUCUCCUGUAUUAACUUUUUAAGUAAUAUAACCCAAUUAAGCUUUU